Molecule: messenger RNA, 1072 nt
Organism: Mercurialis annua (annual mercury)
Lineage: Eukaryota; Viridiplantae; Streptophyta; Magnoliopsida; Malpighiales; Euphorbiaceae
Exons: 4
Coding region: 36-818 (260 amino acids)
Source: RefSeq, a predicted model, not a curated record
CUUUUCCCUUUUGUCUGCCGUUAAUAAAUUACCCAAUGGAUAACGACAGCGCGAAACGACAUCAACUUUCUCAAUACGUCGUCGUAAUGAGACAUGGCGAUCGUUUAGACAACUUUGAUCCGCUCUGGACCUCCACGGCACUUAGACCCUGGGACCCGCCCCUUGUCGAAGCGGGUCGAAUUAGGGCAUUUUCCACCGGCAAAAACUUGAAAUCCCGUCUCUGUUUCCCGAUCCACCGCGUAUUUGUUUCUCCUUUCCUCCGCUGUGUUCAAACAGCUUCCGAAGCUGUCUCCGCUCUCUGCGCCGGCGAGGAUGGCGCCGCCGCUGAUACCUCUAAAAUCAAGGUAAAUAUAGAGUAUGGAUUAUGUGAGAUGUUGAAUACACAAGCAAUUAGGCAUGACGUGGCACCUAGAGAUGGAAAUUUCAGUUUCAAUAUCUCUGAGCUUGAAGCCUUGUUACCACCUGGUUCUGUAGAUCAUACAGUAGAACCAGUCUAUCCAGAGCUUCCGAAAUGGGAAGAAACAGUUGCAGGUUCAAGAACUAGAUAUGAACACGUUUUUAAGGCACUUGCCGAUAAAUACCCAUCCGAAAAUUUGCUACUUGUUACUCAUGGGGAAGGAGUUGGUGUUUCAGUAUCUGCAUUUUUGACAGAUGUAACAGUUUAUGAAGUAGACUAUUGUGCUUAUUCAGAACUAAGACGGCCGAUUUUGGAGGAAGAGCGUAAAUAUACAGCUGGAGAGUUCGAGGUUCUUACAAAGAGUGGUCAAACAGGCAUCGGUUAUUGCUCAUUAGCUCCGGCAGCCAACGGUAUUGAAUGAUGUUGCUUCACCGAUUCUCAGUUUUUCAGUCAUUAUUUAAUGGUUCUGUUGCAUUGUUGUGCAUUUAUGUAAGUGCUCUUGUAUCAAUUCUUGCUUUUUGGCUAGUAGUUGGUUAUGGCAGCCAAUUAGAUAGAGGUAUUGCAUCAUGUCACUGCCUCAUUUUGUACUUUAUUGUUUAGCUUCAGGAAAUAAAAAGAACAGAACUUGCAUUGAUCUUUAAACAAUGAAUAAGAAUACACACAUCAAUAUCCAAA